GCUCCGGCCCGACCCGCCCGGGAGCCCGGAGGACGCCCCGGCGGAACGCGGGACGCACGAGGGCGGCUCCGUUGUGGACUUGGCCGCCGCCGCCAACAUCUGGGCGCAGCGCGGGCCCCGCCGGCCGCCGCCUCCCCUGCGGGACCGUAGGCGGCUGAGCGCCCAGGCCGAGGCCGCAGACUCCGGUGCGGGACCAGCCCCCCGGGAUGCAGUAGCGGCCGCUGUCCGGAGGCCGCCGAGCCGCCGCCGCCGCCGCCGCCGCGCGCCCACGCUGGCUCCGUGCGCCAUGGUCACCCACAGCAAGUGUCCCGCCGCCGCCGGGAUGAGCCGCCCGCUGGACGCCAGCCUGCGCCUCAAGACCUUCAGCUCCAAGAGCGAGUACCAGCUGGUGGUGAACGCCGUGCGCAAGCUGCAGGAGAGCGGCUUCUACUGGAGCGCCGUGACGGGCGGCGAGGCCAACCUGCUGCUCAGCGCCGAGCCCGCCGGCACCUUCCUCAUCCGCGACAGCUCGGACCGCCGCCACUUCUUCACGCUCAGCGUCAAGACGCCGUCGGGCACCAAGAACCUGCGCAUCCAGUGCGAGGGCGGCAGCUUCUCGCUGCAGAGCGACCCGCGCAGCACGCAGCCCGUGCCCCGCUUCGACUGCGUGCUCAAGCUGGUGCACCACUACAUGCCCCCGCCGCCCGGGGGCGCCGCCUGCCCGCCGCCGCCCGCCCCCGGGCCCCCCGCCCGCAGGGCCUACUACAUCUACUCCGGCGGCGAGAAGAUCCCGCUGGUGCUGAGCCGGCCGCUCUCCUCCAACGUGGCCACCCUCCAGCAUCUCUGUCGGAAGACGGUCAACGGCCACUUGGACUCCUACGAGAAGGUCACCCAGCUGCCCGGCCCCAUCAGGGAGUUCCUGGACCAGUACGACGCCCCGCUUUAAGGAGCCUGAAAGGGGUAGGGGGCAGGCCGGGGGGCCCGGGGGCCCCGCUUCUCCGUGGCACAUGGCACAAGCACAAGAAUUCGGGGGAGAGAGUCCCGCCCGCCGCCCUGGGUGAGCCCGGGGCUGGGCCGGCCCCUCCCGCGGGCCCUCCCCCCCUGGGGCACGGGCCUGCGGGGCUGGAAUGUGCGGGAGGGGAGGGGAGUGCCACCUGGGCGCCCCUCCCCCCGAGGGCCCGCCGGCCGAAGGGACCAUUCAGCGACAGCGGAUCGGAUGUGGGGUCCUCUCCUCCCGGCUUCCCCCCCGGCCCCGGGCCCUGCCGCGUGUGCUGAACUCGUGAGGACUGCCGGGAACGUACACUUCCCAAAGGAACUUGUUUGCGCUUUGAUUUGGUUAUAAACGCGGCUUUAGUCCUGAGCGAGGCCCAGGCCUGGGGAAGGGUGGACCCGAGAGGGCACCUCCGCCCCAGGGCCACGGGCUGGCCAGAGGAAUGGCCACUCCCCCCGCCCAGCCCAGGUGAGGAGCGUGGCUGCUCUGGAGAGAAGGCCCAGGGGUGGCCUGAGGGGCACCCUCUGCUCCCUCCCUCUUGGGACAGCCAGUGGGAAACACAGGUCCCAGAGCCUGCCGAGUGCUCAGGAGCCCAGGGCCUUCCCCCGU
Molecule: messenger RNA, 1579 nt
Organism: Pipistrellus kuhlii (Kuhl's pipistrelle)
Lineage: Eukaryota; Metazoa; Chordata; Mammalia; Chiroptera; Vespertilionidae
Gene: SOCS3
Product: suppressor of cytokine signaling 3
Exons: 2
Coding region: 287-925 (212 amino acids)
Biological process (GO): phosphatidylinositol phosphate biosynthetic process; intracellular signal transduction
Cellular component (GO): phosphatidylinositol 3-kinase complex
Molecular function (GO): 1-phosphatidylinositol-3-kinase regulator activity
Source: RefSeq, a predicted model, not a curated record